AUGUUUCUGCUUUAUAUGCUUAAGGUCUACACAGGCGAUACUAUAGUGGAAGGCCAACCGCAUCUGGUAACCACACGGACAGACUUGUCGGCGCUUUCCUCUUUGAUCGCUUACAUCGUGCUCAUCUCGCUAUUUGUUAUUGGGCUGUUGGUUGCCGAAAAUGCAGGAUUUCAUAUAUUCCCGUUCUCCGGUCCGUCAACGGUGGAAUUAAAGGGAGUCAAAAAUGCAAGCACCUUUGAACUGUCAGCGGGUCAGACAAGUUAUGAUCAUCCAACAGCCGCUGAAGCCAUAGCCCAGAAUGAGACAGAGCAGUUUGCAGCAAUGUCUGGUGCCAAAGAGCCUGGUGCUACCAGACCCACUUCCAUCGGGAUCGACAACCUCUCAUCUUAUUUGCAAGAAUGCCUUCAACCCCACAACUCUUUUCUAGUAGAUCAGUUCAAUGCGCUACGAAGAACUGAUGUUGACACUGGGGCGCAACAUGCACUGAGCACAUCGAUCGCCAUGCAGCCAGGGAACAGCGAACUCAAUCGCUCGAUGGACGCCUUACCAUACGACCAAAACCUCGUUCUCGUACAAGGGAAUGCCGGUUCUCUGGAGGAAGGACGAUAUAUCAAUGCCAGUUACAUCUUUGACAUUGCGCCUCCGAGUGAACCAUCCGAGCCGCCUGCAGUUGAUCUGAAUUGCACACCAUACAUUGCAACACAAGCCCCUACUCCAGGAACUGCAGGAGACUUCUGGCAAAUGGUAUUCGAGCAAAAAGCGAAUUCCGUCAUACAGCUUGCACCAUCGCUUGGGGAAUUUAUACCCAAUUUUGACGCCUACUGGCCGACUUCCUUUGAUGAUGUGAAAAUUUACACCUCUGGUACUGUGGAGCUUCAAUUAAACUUGGUUUCCGAAUCCGCUCAUUCGGGUUACAUGAGGCGAAAACUCACUGUUACGUCGUCUGUCGAUCCAGACAAUCCGCACGAGGUGACCCAAUUCCAGUUGCUCAAUUGGCCAGAGCAAGGAGUUCCUGAUUCACAAGAGUUCCGAUUCAUGCUCACCGCAUACCGCGUGUUCAAGUUCACAGAGAGCCCACUCAAUUCGCCCACUGUGGUCCAUUGCAGCAAUGGAGUCGGGCGCACGGGAACAUUCAUUGCCGCCGACAUAAUCAAGAAUCAUUUAGAAGAAGGUGCCGAAUUCAUUGAUAUUGCUGGUAUCGUCGAACAACUGCGAGAGUGCCGAAUGAACAUGGUUCAAAAGAAUACUCAGUAUGUGUUUUUGCACAUGUUCACCAAAACAGCCGUGGACUGUGUACAACCGAGGCAGGUUGGACCUGCCAUCCCAACGGCUUGCUCACCUCGCCAGGACGUUGUGACUGUGCAGCACAAAACUCUCCGCCUUGUUUUAUUUGUCGCAGCAUUAUUAAUGUCACUGCAGUAUGAACAGCAUGGUUCAAAAACGUGGUCUAUUUACGCUUACUGCAACACUUUAAACAUAAAUCAGUAUUUCGGUCGCUUUGACUUCUUGUACUUUUGUCAAACAAACAAACAUUUGAAAAAUAAUGGGCGGUCUAGGAUGAAGGGUUCUUUUGCAGGUCACCUGGCCAAUGGAGCGUCGCUGGCAUAA
This is a messenger RNA of Opisthorchis viverrini, 1608 nucleotides long. RefSeq lists its product as hypothetical. Gene Ontology annotation, molecular function: protein tyrosine phosphatase activity. The record is from RefSeq and is a predicted model, not a curated record. NCBI's taxonomy places the organism in Eukaryota, Metazoa, Platyhelminthes, Trematoda, Opisthorchiida, Opisthorchiidae. The transcript has 12 exons. Gene Ontology annotation, biological process: protein dephosphorylation. The coding region runs from base 1 to 1608 and encodes 535 amino acids.